This is a messenger RNA of Ostrea edulis (European flat oyster), 784 nucleotides long. RefSeq names its product coiled-coil domain-containing protein 103-like. Gene Ontology annotation, biological process: inner dynein arm assembly; determination of left/right symmetry; epithelial cilium movement involved in extracellular fluid movement. The transcript has 4 exons. Bases 2 to 772 code for a protein of 256 amino acids. Gene Ontology annotation, cellular component: outer dynein arm. Lineage: Eukaryota; Metazoa; Mollusca; Bivalvia; Ostreida; Ostreidae. The record is from RefSeq and is a predicted model, not a curated record.
CAUGAUAGAGACUACAGUGUUUAUUUGUUGGCAAGUCGCAACAUCAUUGGCAUCAACUUAUGCGGACGGCAAAAACGCAAAAAGCAUGAAAAUGGAAAAUAAAAAGAGUCACGACGAUGAUACCAUGGACUUCAAUAAACUUGAAAAAGAGCUAGCUAUGGCGGUAGAACAAGAUCAACGAUAUUGGAGAGAAAAUGACGCCAAAUUUAGGGCAGUACACCAGAAAGUUGGAUCAUAUGAAGAAUUUAGAGAUAUUGUUCUUGCUUCUCACAUAAAGCCACUGCAGAAGGGUGACACUUUGGAAAAUGUUACAUUUGAUGUCAAAUGGAAUCCACACGCUGACAAAAAUAAAGCAAAUCCUCCAAGUGGUAACAUGUCUGAAAUCAAAAAGACCUCCAAUCUCCCAAAAGACAGCCAGGAGUUUACAAGAGACUGGAGAAGGUACCAAAAAUCAACAGCUGAUCAGUACAACUUCCUGUUGGAAAUAGGUGGAAUUCAUCUUGGACAGAUUUUUAAAACUGAUAUCAAUCUUCUAGGGGACUUUCUGGUGGCACUAGAUUCAGAAUACCAAGAUCAGGACAGUGAGACAGUGACAACAAUUCUAGAAAAUUUGUCCUCAGCUCAAAGAUUUACACUAUCAGUUCAGUUCUUAAGUGGAAAAGAGAAGAAGUCAUGUGAAUCAUUAAUACGCAAACUAGAAGCGACAAGUGAUGAUUCUACGUGGAAAGACAGGAUAGAAAAGCUGAAAUCUUCUUAUGAUUCAAAUAAAUAAUUUGUGAGCCUC